GCUGUCGUUGCUUAACUUCGGCCGUGUGGACGUCGGUCUGCAUCGCCGGCUCCAUGAUGCCGGGGAACGUGCUGCCAGGGUUGGAUCCACGGUCGCGGAGGAGAGUGCGAGAUAUGCAUCCAUCCGCGAGUGCAACCUCGGUCUGACAUGCCUCUUGAUCGUCGAUGUUUUCCUGCUGGCAGAUACCGCCCCAGACAUAUGGCAGCAGUAUGCCACGGAACGCGCCUGUGCUGCCUUCCGCUUCCCCUGGCGGGAGAUGGUGCUAGGCACCGGCUGGAAGCUUUUUGCCCUUCUCGCCGGAGUUCAGCUGAGUGGGAGGUCAAGGGUGGGAUCCUCUGUUCCCAUGCCGGCGGAUGUUGCCGAGCUGAUCGCCCCGGAUGACCCGGGCGACUCCAUUGCAAAGCGUGCCGACGAGGCCCUCAGGUGGGCCGUCACGCGGCUAGCAGCUGCAACGGCAGGUAGCGCCUCUGGGGAGGUUGAGCCUCUCCUGAAAACGGCUCGGAAGGUGCAGCAGAAGCUGCUGAAGGACUUUGGCGACGACGCGACGCCCCUUUGCGCUCGCAGCGUGAUGGGUCCGUGGCCGUUUCCGGCUGAGAAAUGGGGGCAGGGUCCAGGGCCGACGGCUUCGAGCAAUUGCGUCCGGGCAGAAUAA
Symbiodinium necroappetens is the source of this 652-nucleotide messenger RNA. The record is from the annotation of a GenBank genome assembly. NCBI's taxonomy places the organism in Eukaryota, Dinophyceae, Suessiales, Symbiodiniaceae.